AUGCGAGUGAUGAUAUAUUUACCAUGUUCUAAUCACCCUAUAAAUGUUUUCAGAGAUUAUAUUGAUAAACUUUAUAACCUGUGGUAUAUGUAUGCUGAAAUUGGUAUACCCAUAUUUGUUGGAGACUUUAAUACUAAUUUGCGUAGUAAUUUAAGUGCUAGAGAACAUAUUCUAUCUGGAUUUUUAAAUGAUACAAACUUGGUCGCAAUUGACAUGUUAGAAAGUUGUCAGGGUGCUAGGAACACGUUUGUUUCAUAUGAUAAUUGUCAAGAAUCAUUUAUUGAUCAUAUUUGCAUGCCAAUUGAAUUUGAAUAUUGCUCUGUAAAAUGUGAAAUUAUUGAUGAUGAAUGUCUAAACGUCUCCCGACACAGACCCAUUAUUUGUUCAUUGAAAUUUCCUUUAACCCCUACUGACGGCACACGUACGCUUGAUAAUGACUGUUCUCCUAAAGUCAACUGGAGUAAAGUUACAGCAGAGGAUAAGCAACAUUAUACUUCCCAAUUAGCAGAGCGCGUCGCCAUAGAAGUCUUCAGAUUGAUCCCAACAGAUACACACGGCAUUGACAGGGCAUAUCAGACUCUCGUAGAUAGCAUUAAUGUUGCAUCGUCAUGCCUACCCGUACCAAAAUUUAAACGUCACGUCAAGCCGUACUGGAACGAGGAGCUAAACAAACUUCACAAAAUAAUGGAAAGGAAACGCGCUUCAUGGUGUAUGGAAGGCCGCCCGCGUAACAAUGACAAUAAUGUUUAUCGUGAAUAUAAAGACGCGAAACGCUUAUUUCGACGAGCGCAUAGACAUUACACAGAACUAUUUAUGUCGAAAAUGGAUAGCGAAAUUGACCAAGCAGCUGAAGUCGAUUCUAAAUCAUUCUGGAAAAUGGUGAACUUGCGGCGAAAAAAUAUUAAUUCUAGUGCAGGUGCAGGAAUCAAGUUUAACGGAGAUGUAUACAGAGAUCAGCAGGCGUUGACUGAACAAUGGGCUAUAUACUUUCAAGACUUAUAUACGCCAACAGAGAAUCCAGAGUAUGAUAAUCAAUGGCGAGAUUCCGUUAACAGUUACGUGUCAAAUGUUAUCAACACCAGUGUUCCGGAUACGAAUGCAACUGUGUCUGCUACAACUAUCGCUGACCUUAUAAAAUCUUGCCCCAAAGGAAAAGCAUGUGGUCCAGACAAAAUAACUUACGAACAUCUCAUAAUAGCUAAUGAGAUACUUUCGCCUCUACUCGCAAACCUAUUUACGGGUAUGUUACGACUUUGUUAUAUCCCAAAAACAAUGAAAAUGGGUUCAAUUAUUACCUUACAUAAAGGCGGGAAAAACGUAGAGAUAACCCGAACAAUUUUAGAGCAAUAA
Molecule: messenger RNA, 1350 nt
Organism: Ruditapes philippinarum (Manila clam)
Lineage: Eukaryota; Metazoa; Mollusca; Bivalvia; Venerida; Veneridae
Exons: 2
Coding region: 1-1350 (449 amino acids)
Source: RefSeq, a predicted model, not a curated record